AUGCAUUUCUCGACACUUGUUCUGCUUCCCUUGUUGGUCGCGGCCGACCAGCAGGCUUUGAAAGAUAAGGCCGCAGGAUGGUUGGAAAAAGCCAAGGCCUACAUCCCCAGCGGACCUCCGCCCAGCUUGAACCUGAACCCUAUCGACGUCGGCGCAGCCAAGGUCGAACCAAAAGUCGUCGAGAGAAUCAACAUCCGGAACUGGGAGCGCAAACUGUCGCCCAAGCCUGACACCGAGGAGGAAUGGCUGGUCCUUUUUACCGGUGGCAACAAGACAUGCUUUGGCCGAUGUGACACCGUGAACCAAAAAUGGGCUGAAUCCACUCCUCUCCUAGCUGCGCUGCCUCAGCCCGCGGGAUCGCCUGCCCUUCAUCUUGGCUCGGUCGACUGUGACAAGGAGCAAGUCCUAUGCACCGGGUGGGCGGCCAACUUACCGGCCGUGUACCAUUUCAGCGUGCCCAAGAAGUCGGAGCCGCAAGCCAAAGCUCCCUUGCAUAUCGUCCCCUUGAACAUGACCACUGUCACGGUGGACGAUAUUGUUUCCGUCGCCGCUGCAUCCAAGGCCCGUUACCUCGAAUACCCGGAGUACACCGGGUUCCUGCACCCUUUUGAUGGCUGGGUAGCCAAGCUCAGCCUCCUGCAGCCCCUUGGCUACGUCUUGUGGGGAUUCGGUAGCAUGCCUAGCUGGUUGAUGAUGAUUAUCAUCAGUUUCGUCUCGAGACAGAUCAUGAGUCGCAGGAUGACGGGCGGACAGCGCGCCCCGGCUGGCGCCCCGGCCCAGGCUCCCGCUCAACAAGCGCAAACGCCGACCAGGCCUGCCCAGGCCGCAGGCGCAGCGCCCAAGUCCGGUGGAGGGAGAAAAAGGAAGUGA
Capronia epimyces CBS 606.96 is the source of this 870-nucleotide messenger RNA. RefSeq lists its product as uncharacterized. The coding region runs from base 1 to 870 and encodes 289 amino acids. NCBI's taxonomy places the organism in Eukaryota, Fungi, Ascomycota, Eurotiomycetes, Chaetothyriales, Herpotrichiellaceae. The transcript is spliced from 2 exons. The record is from RefSeq and is a predicted model, not a curated record.